Misgurnus anguillicaudatus (oriental weatherfish) is the source of this 3063-nucleotide messenger RNA. It is a transcript of the gene arhgap19, whose product is annotated as Rho GTPase activating protein 19. The record is from RefSeq and is a predicted model, not a curated record. NCBI's taxonomy places the organism in Eukaryota, Metazoa, Chordata, Actinopteri, Cypriniformes, Cobitidae. Gene Ontology annotation, biological process: signal transduction; regulation of small GTPase mediated signal transduction. Gene Ontology annotation, cellular component: cytoplasm. Gene Ontology annotation, molecular function: GTPase activator activity.
CAGACCUGCCUGUAUCGCCCCGCCCAUUUUAUAUCCUCGUCCAAUCAUGAAUAAGCAGCGUUUAACGCCUCAGCAGCGGCGGAGGAUUCAAACGGAAGAUGUAAGAUGGCCGCAGAAAAAGACACCGAUGUAAAUAAACGAGACAGAAGGGGUACGGUGUGCAAUGUUGUGAUCAGUCAAGACACAGAAACGGGGACGAGUGGUGAUGGCCGGCCACCCAUCAUCUUCAAUCCUGACUUUUUUGUAGAGAAGCUGCGUCACGAGCGGCCUGAAGCAUUCACUGAGCUGGUUCUGAGCAAUGUCACGCGCCUCAUCGACCUCCCGGGUGCCGAAUUCUCCCAGUUACUGGGGGAAGAGGAGCCCAAGACUCCCAACGGCACUGCAGUGGGAGGCUUUUUUCGCUCCUUCAACUUCCUUAAACGGAAAGAUAAAGGCGUUGUGUUUGGGAUGCCACUAACAGAGGAAGGAAUAGCCCAGAUAUAUCAGCUUAUCGUUUACCUCAGCAAAAAUCUGCAUGCUGAGGGUCUUUUUCGGGUUCCUGGGAACAGUCUGAGACAGCAGAUCCUCAGGGAGCAGCUCAACAGCGGGACCGAUAUCAACUUUGCCUCCGGUGAUUUCCAUCCCAACGAUGUCGCGACCCUUCUUAAAACAUUUUUGAAAGAGCUGCCUGAGCCCCUACUAACCCAUCGCCACUUACACGCCCAUCUGAAAAUCACAGAAUUGACCAUGUUUGACGAUCGGGGCAAUAAGACGAAUUUGCCGGAUAAGGAGCGUCAGAUCGAGGCUCUACAGCUUCUCCUGAUGCUGCUGCCAACAGCCAAUCGCACCCUUCUUAAACUGCUACUGGACCUUCUGUACCACACCGCCAAACAACAAGACAAAAACAAGAUGUCUGCACACAAUCUCGCCCUCAUGUUCGCCCCACACGUCAUCUGGCCCAAAAACAUGAAUGCCAGUGACCUUCAGGAGAACCUGAAGAAGCUGAACAACGGCAUGGCAUUUCUCAUCAAACAUUCUCAGAAGAUCUUUAGGGCACCAGGUUAUCUGAGGGAACACGCCAGGCUGCAGUUCGCCAACUCCAAAAUUAUUCACUCCAAGGACGAUUUGGAGCUGUUGUCCGUCAGUGGUUCUCCGUUCAUACAGGCGUGUAAGAGGAGCGGUGCGAGAGUUGCUUUAGACCCUGAGAAUCACACAGAAGAGGCACUGAAAGAGCUUUAUCAACACGUCACUGAUAACAUGCCAAGCUCAGCCAAGAAGAAAAAGCUUAUCAGACAGCUUGGUAAGCAGUCCACCCCAGGUACCCCUGGCAAUGACAACACGACACCUACGAGUAAAAAACACGCCCGCUCUCGGUCCUUCGGUGGUCUUAUCAAGAGGAAGGUUUUGGGGAAUCAGCCUGGAGACCGGAGGGGUCGACACGUGUCACCGCCAUCCACAUCUGGAUAUACUGCAGGUCCAGGAAAGGAGAACAUUAGCUGUGAGCCAGUGAGCUAAACACCACCCGCAUGAUCAUCACUGUUGUGUUCAGGUGGGAAGAAGUUCCCACAUAACUAGUUUUUCUUUAAAUAAAACUUUUCUUUUUUCCAAAUUCUGCCUGCAUAGACGACUUCAGUGUAGAUAGCCGGAGUAUAUAGAGUCUUUAUAUUUUUUAUUGUAUUUAUUUCUUUUUAUUCUGUGUUGUUUUAACUUGCUAAAAGUCGGGAGAAACCGUUACAUCAGGUUUGCAUGGGUAAACCACUAGUCAGUGCCACUGGGCAUUUUAUAACUGACCCGUGAUAACACAUUUGUUUAUAUUUGCGGUGUGUAUUUAUGUAAAUAUAUAUGCGUGUGUGGAAUACAUUCGCUGAUAUCUGGGCCGUACGUUAACUUGCAUUAAACUUUCAAUUUACACUGUAAUCCAAUGUGAUAGACACAAAUAUGUAUUCAUAAUGUGACAUUUUACAGAACACAGGAACUGAUAUAUUUGUUUACAUAACAAUAGUUGUCUUAACGCUGUGAACAUAGACAAUAAGUGAAUUGUGUAAAAUAAUGUGUUUGUCUUAAAAUGUGAUGCUAGAUACAGUUGGCUUAUCUUUUUUGGUGCUUUGCAUAAUUUUUUUUACUGGUUUUCAUACUCAAUAUUUAUGUUGUGAGAUGCAUGCAUGUUUCUUACUGUUUCAUGUAUAUAAUGGGCUUUAAGCAUCUUACAGUGCAGUUUACAGAUUUUUUUGAAGGUUUUUGUAUGUUGGAAGUAUGAUGGUAUGCGAUUGGUUUUCAGAAUUUGUUGAAGGGUUAAUGUGUGAACACUUUUGUGUGAUUCAAACUUGAUUUAAAGUGAAUCCAAAGUGUUCAGCGGGCUUGUUGCAUGUUGUAAGUUGUGUUUGGAGCAGUAAGAAUUAAAGAAUGUUAUAAAGGGAAUGAUUGAUAUUUCUGGUUUGACUUCAAUUGUUAAAGAGUUUUAUUUCUCAAAACAGUGAAUUUUUUCAUGCUAUUGGGAGCUCCCAAAAGCUCAGCUGUAUAUUGUCAUGCUUUGAUGUCACUUCCUGCCAUCGUCUUUACAUUAUUAUUUUUAAUAAACAUGGUUACAGGCACAUUCUUGCUCAAGUUUAGACAAAGAGAUUUUAGGUUUUGCUCAAACAUGGGUCAGUAAUUUUAGGUAAAUCCUGGACUGUUCACAAACUUUCCUCCCAGAACUCAAAAACUUUUGGUAACUGUGGUCAAACUCUUAAGUUUACAUUUUGGGUGCCACGGUUCAGCUGUGAUGAAUUUUAAUUAUUGGUUGUUUAUAUAAUUGUUUGCGUGGGUGUAAGUGUGUGUUAUAUUUGGAAGAGGGCAUAUUUUUUAUACAGAUGGUACCAUGCAGAGGGUAAGGAGUUUGGAAAAUGAUGCAACACAAUUUUGGCAAUGCAUUGAUUAGGCCUAAUAAACCUUGUUAAAAAUGAUCUAUUAAAGGCCUAGAAUUUCUUAUUUGUUGCAAUCGAUUAGUGCAGUUUUAAAUCAUUAUUUCAGCUGUGAAACAUUUCUGUUGUCUGCACUACUGCAAAGGCUAUUUUUUAUUAAAACUUUUACCAGAAAAGCUGUGAA